UGUUUCGCCUCCCCUUGCUUUCCGAGUUUCUUUCUUCCUUUUUUUGCGGUGUUAUUGGCGGAAGCGUGUGCGACCUCCUCCUGUCAUUGAUCAUUUACUCCCUAACUAAAGAAACGUCUAACACCGAAAUACUUGCUGUGUAUUAAGAGAGGUCAGAAACUACGAUAAUGGCUAAAUGCACCCCAAACACUGGAAAUAAGCAACUGGAUGAAGCCAUUACACAGUGGCUUCAGUACGAUAAAAAUCCUCAGACAUUGGAAAUAGUUAAGAAACUCGUUGCUGAUAACAACAUUGAGGAAUUAAAUGUCUGCUUUGGUUCACGAAUGGAUUUUGGAACUGCCGGUCUUCGUUCUGCAAUGGGAGCUGGAACCUCCCGUAUGAAUGAUCUGACUGUCAUCCAGACAACUCAGGGAUUCUGCAGAUAUCUUGAACAACAUUUCAUCGAUCUCAAAGAAAGAGGAGUAGUGAUUGGAUUUGAUGCAAGAGCUCAUCCCGCAAGUGGCGGGAACAGUAAGAGGUUUGCAACACUGGCUGCUACUGUCUUUGUGAGUCAUGGAGUUCCAGUGUUUCUCUUCUCCAGUAUCACCCCGACUCCUUUUGUGCCAUAUACAGUAACUUACAAGAAGCUAUGUGCAGGAAUAAUGGUGACUGCAUCUCACAACCCCAAGCAGGACAAUGGUUACAAGGUAUAUUGGAGCAAUGGUUCUCAGAUUAUCCCUCCACAUGAUGCAGGUAUAGCAUCUGCCAUAGAAGAAAAUCUUGAGCCUUGGCCUCAGUCCUGGGAUGAAAUGCUUAUAAAGGACAGUCCCCUACUUAAGGAUCCUUAUGCAGAAAUCAAUCGGCACUAUUUCCAGGAUAUUCAGCAGCACUGCUUUCACAGAAAUAUCAAUAAGACUUCCAAGGAAAAGUUUGUGCAUACAUCUGUUCAUGGAGUAGGACAUGAAUUUGUCAAGUCAGCCUUUAAGGCCUUUGACCUUGCUCAGCCUUAUGCAGUACCUGAGCAGAAGGACCCUGAUCCUGAGUUCUCCACUGUGAAGUAUCCUAACCCAGAAGAAGGAAAAGGUGUACUGACAUUGUCAUUUGCAUUGGCAGCCAAAGAAGGAGCAAGCAUCAUACUGGCAAAUGAUCCAGAUGCUGAUCGAUUGGCUGUUGCUGAAAAACAAGAAAGUGGAGAAUGGAAAGUAUUUUCAGGAAAUGAGCUGGGGGCCUUACUAGGCUGGUGGAUGUUUACCUGCUGGAAAGAACAAAAUAAAGAUCCUGCUGCUGUCAAAGAUGUGUAUAUGUUGGCCAGCACAGUCUCAUCAAAAAUUCUACGUGCUAUUGCUGUUAAAGAGGGCUUCCACUUUGAGGAAACACUGACAGGAUUCAAAUGGAUGGGAAACAGAAGCCACCAGCUGCUAGAACAAGGGAAAAAGGUUUUGUUUGCUUUUGAAGAAGCCAUUGGUUAUAUGUGUAGUCCUGUAGUUCUUGAUAAAGAUGGAGUGAGUGCAGCUGCUAUCACUGCAGAAAUGGCCUGCUACCUUGCAACUAAAGACACAUCACUGUCUCAGCAACUAAAGCAUAUCUAUGAAGAGUACGGUUACCACAUUACUAAGGCCUCUUACUUUAUCUGCUAUGAUUCAGAGACAAUCAAAAAGUUAUUUAACAGACUAAGAAACUUUGAAGGUGAAGGCACAUAUCCAAAAACCUGUGGCAGUUUUACAGUAUCUGGAGUUCGAGAUCUCACCACAGGUUAUGACAGCAAUGAAUCAGACAAGAAAGCUAUUCUUCCUACCAGUAAAAGCAGUGAAAUGUUAACAUUCACUUUCUCUAAUGGAGGUGUGGCCACAAUGAGGACAAGUGGGACAGAACCAAAAAUCAAAUAUUACGCUGAGAUAUGUGCCCCUCCUGGUAACAGUGACCCAGAGCAGCUAAAAACAGAGCUUAAGAGCUUGGUGGAUGCCAUUGUGGAGGAUUUCUUUGAACCAGAGAAAAAUAAUCUAACACCUCAGCCACAGUAGAGCAACAUUACUUGAAGUUUAUUACUUGAGUUUACUUAAAUGGUUGUAUUUUGAACAGAUUCAAGGCAGUGCAUAAUUAUUUAGGUAUAAUAGUAUGGAUGCUUUUGUUUUUAUAUUUACAUCAAGAAUAGUCUUAUACAACACAUGGGUCCAGAGCUGUUGAAAGUAUUCUACAUUUAUGGCUCUAACUGGAAGUAUGAAUUUCCUUUUAUUCUAUUAUAGAUUCAAAACUGUAACCAUUUACCUAAGUUGUCUAUUAGUUUUAUCUAAAUAUGCACAGACUAUAAAAUGAAAUUAUUAACAUAAUUAUUUUUAUUUAAAAAGAAGUUUCAGUGUAGUAAUAUCACAGUUGCUAUAAAAUAUUUUUAGUCUUGUCACUUAAUUUGAAUAAUAUGUCCAAAUUUUAAUUUAUUACUCCUUUGUUUCAGACAUUCUGAUUUUCCAUGUUUGUUCCAUUCAGUUCUUCAAACACCUAAUUUAAUUACGCCAUGGACUAUUCAAGUUAUCGAUGUCUGUAUUCACAUUGUGGACCCAAAAAUUACCAAAAGAGUCAAUUUACUCAGAGUACAGUACUCUAAAUCUGUUAACCCAUUUAAGUGAUAUCACUGAUUUUUAUGAGAAGUUUGGUUUUCUUCAGUGACUAAACUACAGUACCUAAAGCCAUGUACAGAUGACAGUAUUUCAGAGCUCCUGAUAUAUUUUAUUUGUUAGAUGAUAUGGUGGUUAUUUUCGUUGUCUGAAAUAAUCACAUUCUGCCAUGAGUAGAACUGAGAUAAAUCAGAUAAACUUUUUUCCUUGAAUAGAGUGUAGUACUAAGAAAAUUGUUUUUGUCCUGGGGCUUUUUUGGAAUUUGCUGUUUGUUUUCUAAAAUAGAACUGGUAUGUGCUGUACAAUGUACAGCACUCCAUCCCCAAUAAUGGUCAGUUAGUCAUUCCAAAACCAACCAAAUCCAAGUUAGGAUCACAUGGACCAAAACCUUCCAGCAGUACUGGCCACAGGACAGGAAGCCAGUCCAUCACAUACUGAGAGGUAAACUGAUGUAGGCACAGGGAGAAUAUACAAACUGAGCCCUCUGCCACCAUGUUAAGACUGAUAGUUGCUCCUUUGAAUUGCAUUUGGAUUUUGUAUUCAUUUUUAAGGUGGAAACUCUCCUUUGUUGUAGUCUUUGAUGAGAUAUUUGAUUUCCAGUGCAAACACAAGAUAUGUUUAUAUGUUUUAUAUAUCAUUUUUGUUUAUUGACUAGAUAUGUGAAUUCAUCUUUAAAAAUUUUAUUUAUUAAAUACUUUUUGCUGCUAAUUUUAGGCAAUAACUCAAAAUGCACUGGUAAAUUAUACAAGCAUAUAUUUUUUAGGAUUCUUUUAAACUACAGUAGCUCAUACCUUUAUCAUUCAUUGACACUUUAUGUGAAUGCUGUAUAUGACAUAUUUUAAUAUAUUCACAUUCUGUCCAUAAACUGCUACAGUU
This is a messenger RNA of Erpetoichthys calabaricus (reedfish), 3464 nucleotides long. It is a transcript of the gene pgm2, whose product is annotated as phosphoglucomutase 2. The record is from RefSeq and is a predicted model, not a curated record. Gene Ontology annotation, biological process: carbohydrate metabolic process; purine ribonucleoside salvage. Gene Ontology annotation, molecular function: phosphopentomutase activity; magnesium ion binding. The transcript has 14 exons. Lineage: Eukaryota; Metazoa; Chordata; Cladistia; Polypteriformes; Polypteridae. The coding region runs from base 168 to 2000 and encodes 610 amino acids.